UAAUCGUGAAAACUAAACUUAGAAAAAAAAUAUUUCAAGAACAAAAUAUAAAUUCAUACAAAACCGACCAUGUCGCGUAGUAGUGAAAACAUACUGGAAAAGGAAAACAUUUCGGAGAACAUGGAAAAAAUCUCGAUUAAGAAUGCUCGAAAAGUGCUGACCGAGAGCGGAGCAAACGUAGCCCAAACAAUGGAAGCCCAGGAAAAGCAAAACAAUGCCAGCGAACUCACCAUGGUAGAGAAAGGACAAACUUCGUUUGAUCCGUCGAUUGAACCCCUGCUUCGGGAGAAUCCUCGGCGAUUUGUUAUUUUUCCUAUCCAGUAUCAUGACAUCUGGAAGAUGUACAAGAAGGCGGAAGCAUCGUUCUGGACGGUCGAGGAAGUUGAUCUCUCCAAGGACUUGAAGGAUUGGGAGAAGCUUAAGUCAGGCGAGAAACACUUUAUCUCACAUGUUCUGGCGUUCUUUGCCGCUUCCGAUGGUAUUGUCAAUGAAAAUCUUGUAGAACGCUUCAGCCAGGAGGUGCAGGUGACCGAGGCUCGUUGUUUCUACGGUUUUCAAAUAGCUAUGGAGAAUGUGCAUAGUGAGAUGUAUUCGUUGCUCAUUGAUACCUAUAUUCGUGAUCCCAAAGAACGCGACUAUCUCUUCAAUGCGAUUGAAACGCUUCCCUGUGUAAAAAAGAAGGCUGACUGGGCGUUAAAUUGGAUCGCGAGCAAGCAGGCCAACUUUGGUGAGCGGAUUGUUGCGUUUGCCGCCGUAGAGGGUAUCUUCUUCAGUGGCAGUUUUGCGUCCAUAUUCUGGUUGAAGAAGCGGGGUCUGAUGCCAGGACUCACAUUUUCCAAUGAGCUCAUUUCACGUGACGAAGGGCUCCACACUGAUUUUGCCUGUUUAAUGUUUAAGUAUCUAGUGCAGAAACCGUCGCAAGAACGUGUGAUAGAGAUUAUUCGGGAAGCAGUUAUUAUUGAGCAGGAAUUUUUGACGAAAGCUUUACCAGUUGAUUUGCUUGGUAUGAACUGCGACCUGAUGUCCCAAUAUAUAGAGUUCGUUGCAGAUCGGUUGUUACUGGAGUUGGGUAUUGAUAAGAUCUACCACACGAAGAACCCAUUCAGCUUCAUGGAGUUUAUCUCAUUAGAAGGAAAAACUAACUUCUUCGAGAAGAAAGUUGGAGAAUACCAAAAGUGGGGAGUGAUGGCCAAUCGACUUGACAAUGUGUUUACAUUGGACGCUGAUUUCUAGGGCUGGUAGUGCAGCAUGUAGUGAAUAAUAUUGAAACGUUUGUUUCGCAAUGACACGGAGCGAUGGAUGUUUUGAGCCACUCAUGGCAUCGAUCACUACGACAAUUUAAAAAAAUAUGAAGGCAGGCGACUUAUUGAUUUUAGUUUGACUUUUACCACUAACAGACAAUACGUUGUGCUACCCGAGUGCAGCGUGUAUUUGAAACCUGCAUUGAUGAAAAAAUAUCUAGUUAGAUGAAUUAAGACUAACUUAUGUUCUAUCUGUUAGAAUAAUUGUAUACACGCACAUUUAUAUGGAUGAAUAUUCGAUCUCCUUAAAGUUGUAAAUAAACUUAUAUUUAAACAGUUCUGUGAACACAUAA
Topomyia yanbarensis is the source of this 1594-nucleotide messenger RNA. It is a transcript of the gene RnrS, whose product is annotated as ribonucleoside-diphosphate reductase subunit M2. The coding region runs from base 70 to 1233 and encodes 387 amino acids. Gene Ontology annotation, biological process: deoxyribonucleotide biosynthetic process. The transcript has 5 exons. Lineage: Eukaryota; Metazoa; Arthropoda; Insecta; Diptera; Culicidae. The record is from RefSeq and is a predicted model, not a curated record. Gene Ontology annotation, molecular function: ribonucleoside-diphosphate reductase activity, thioredoxin disulfide as acceptor. Gene Ontology annotation, cellular component: cytosol.